This is a messenger RNA of Paramuricea clavata, 12532 nucleotides long. The record is from the annotation of a GenBank genome assembly. NCBI's taxonomy places the organism in Eukaryota, Metazoa, Cnidaria, Anthozoa, Malacalcyonacea, Plexauridae.
GCAUGAUGUACAAAACCGAAAAACAUUUAGUAGAUCUGUCGGGGCAUGUCGACAUCCCAUAAUGUGUGUAUAUCAAUACUGGAAACUCACAUGACUAUAUACUGGUAGCUAUACCAGGAAAUACAUUUCACUGUAAUUUAUAACAAUAGCAGGAUAUAAUACUCAACAAGGAACUUUAGCCCAGACUCGGCUCAUUACUCAUUUAUAGCAACUGCUGGCUGAUUCAUGUGAAGCAAGACUGCUGAAUAAAAACGUAUCUGAAAAUUUUACAUACGAGGUUUUUAGUCAUAGGGUAAGUAUAUAUAAUGUGUUAUGCAGGUCUUCGUCAGUAUAUAGUUUCGAUCCUGUUUAUCAAGCUAUAAGUCUAUAACCCCAACAUGUACUGCUUCAGCGACUUAGCCCUCAACAACCGAGACUGAUGAAAGUAAAACUGAAUUUGAGGGGUAGUCGGUUUUCAGUGUUAGAAUUAUUUUAUUGUGCAAGAGUAAAACUAUGGGCCCUCAGAAAUACUAAUGCAGGACUAUUGACCUAAUGACCUUGGAGAUUUUUAUGUACCCAGUACUACCAGACUAGUAGGUUCUGCCAGGCUAGGUAAAUUCAGUUAACUGUAGAUAUAAAUUCUAUAAAAUGAAUCUUAAUUAAAUCAUUAAUUCAGUAUAAGAAUUAAAUAGCAAAAUUAAAAUGCCAAAAUGGUAAACAUUAAUCAAUCAAAAUGAAACUUUUUUCCUCAAAAACAACAGAACUAUUGAUUCUUCUGCCUGUAUUUACAUGUCAUUUAUUGACUUAAACUAUAAAUGUAGCUAAACGAGACCAAUUUGAUUUCGCAGCCUUUUCUUACUUUGUCAUGUUUGAUGAAUAUUGACAACAGUUGUUUAAACUACAUUUAGCAAUCGCCUUUAUUCCGCUUUCAUGUGGGAUAAAAUUUUAAACUUAAAGUCGCGACAACAGGAUCUGAUUUAUUUUAUGUAGCCGGCGUCCGGUGCAUGUUAAAUUCAAUUCACUAAGAUGAAGAAUUUUUUGGUAUGUUCUGUUCUUCUCUUGGCAUUCUUCAACAAUCGUGUUCAAGGUAUGUAGUGUACGUCUUUUCCUUAAAUUUCCAGCAGCAGUACGCUCUCAAGAUCAUAUGGGCCUGAAUGAACUUGAUUUUCUUCUAAAUUUUCAUUACAUUUUAAAAGUUAUCAAGGAUUUCAUUACACUAACCGAGUAACCGCAAUAUAGGGUUUGUGAUGCAUAUGGUUUUAAACUGCACUUCAUGACGUUUCUUUGUCUGAGGAUCACAUUUUGUCAGACAAGAUUUUGGAAUCAUCACUUUUGGAAUAAUCACUUUCAAUCUUUUCUCAUUAAUUGCGGAUGCAGCUGCUGCAUGUGGCAACAACAUUCUCUUUUGAGUAUUUCGGGGAACCCUCAGUAACAUCUUCAUUUUUCGCGCACGAAUAUAUUUCUCUUUGAUCUUGACCCCAAUCACAACCCUAUCCCCAUCAUAUUGUGCGUGAAACAUGACGAACGAAAUCUCAUCAAUUUGAUUUAAAGGAAGAAUUUUCUGAAUUAAUGAACAAAUCAUUUCAUUUUAUAUACGGAUACAUUUUCAUGUAUACAUACAUAAAUAGGGAAUUACAAAUAACCAACCUCGUUCCAAGGGUCUUUUCUGAAAUUGCGGAACGAGAUUGACAAAUAACAGCUAGCGCAUUGAACAGUGACUGGCCGCCAAGUGUCUUUGGAAGUGGUGGGGGUGGGGGACAACGCCAGUGAACAAAGCCUAUUUCAACCGUAUUUCAAAAACUCAUUAAUAAUUCAUGAAGCAAUUAUCCAAUCUUGAGUAAGAAAUUAGUCACGCGUGCAUACGUCUUUAUACCCGAGCUAAAGAACACUUUAACAAAAGACCAUUGUUAUGCAAACUAUAUAAAGAUUUUUAUAUAAAGAUUUUUAUAUAAUGAUUUUUAUAUAAAGAUUUUUAUAUAAAGAUUUGACUUACUAUGCAUACGUUUUUGAAGUCAUUUAAAAAACUCGCGGGUCGUGUUUUAUUAGGUCUAAAGCCACUCGCGCUGCGCGCUCGUGGCUUUAAACCUAAUAAAACACUCCUGCUCGUUUUUUAAAUAGUACAUCAAUUACCUUUUCUUUCUUUUCUCGGCGAAAAAAGCGAGGGGACCAUGUCCCCCAUAGCCCUCCCCCAGCUCCAUGCACGGUCCCAGAAAGUUGUUCAAAAAAGCAGGCAAUUUUUUGACAGUUGAUUCGACUUUAUUUGAUUCCUAAAAGUACACUUUCUUCCUUUUUACUCGACACAGUGGAAGACAAUAUAGUUGCCGAAAGGUGUUUCUCACGUUUUCUUGCAAUUCUAAGUUCACCCUACACGGCGAAAAUCUCUUUUGUACUUUGCAUGAAACCCUUUCAUAUCGAUAACAAACAAAAUUAAAAUAAACUAAUACAUGCAUAAUUUAGUUUAAUCACACUUGAAUAAUGGCGUUCGGUACAGGCUAUAUAGUGUUGACCAUGCUCAUUCAAAUAACACGUUCUGCAACUUCUGCGUCGACUGAUCAUGAUCGAUUAUCCAUUCAUCAACUGAUCAUGAUCAAUUUUCCAUUCAGUGCCACGUUGAACGUUGCUUUGAACUAAUAUAUUUUGUCCCCUAUGAGUAUGUAAAGCAAAAUAUUAAAAGAAGUGCUGAUUUAACAAUUUAAUACUUUGCCAUGUAUAUACAGCUAAUUCAAAAAAGGUUGUCAGUCCUUCCUUUAGGCCCGAAAAGUGCAAUGGGAACGCUCUCUAUCGUAAAGUUUGGCCGUUUAUGCACAAGAAUUAACUAUGACCAUUAAGUCUUUCUGACUAAAUACGGCAAACAUGCAGAGUUUAAAGCUUAGUUUUUAAUUAGCUGUAUUUUAAAACUUCCAGUCUCAGCUACAUGAUUUAACUAUACGUGGAUAUCGUCAAAAUUCAGAAUAUUUACUGUUUCAAGUUGUCUCGCAGGAAAAUGUAACCCGCUGUGCGGUACCGGAGUGUACACUCAUGCAGGAACAUGUCAACCAAGUGGAAGAUGUCUGUGUUUCUGGGGGUGGACUGGACCCAAUGCUCAGUACACAACAAAUAACCGAAUUUUGGUACGUAAUAAAAUUUAUGUUGGCAAAGAUUGCGCAGACGUAUAGAUGUAUGUAAAAAUCUCUGAAGUCAAACUGUGCGCUACUGACUGUGCUAUUUGAUGAACUGAAGACUACAAUGAUUCUGAUAAUGGUUAACAAAAUAUUGCUUUUAACGCAGACUCAUGCCGCCAUCUUAUUUAUUCCAAAUUUGAUCCGAUCUUGCGAUCCCUAACCUUUGAGGAACUGCAUAAUUGUACAAAGAUAAUAUAAAUAUGUAAUUCAGUUUAAUCUUCAUAUUCCUUCUAGGCUGACUACUGUCGUAUUCCAUGUCAUUAUACUCCUGACUAUAAAAAUCCAGACUGUGUGAACUCCAAUCAAACUGGAGAAUGUAAAGUGCCAACAUCAACCACGCCAACGAUGCCUUGUGAUCCUAAAUGUGGAAAUCGUAAGAACUAUACUGUUGAGCAUGGGUUUUACAAAAUAUAAUUUAACUUUUUUAUGCAUUCUAAAACCUUAUCCAGAAGUUAUUCAUAGUUUUAUGAUUCACACGGCGAAAAUAGAAUCAUUAUAUAUCGUAUAAUUUUAUUUACAGCGCCAUAUUUCGGUCGAGGAAUAUGCCUGAGUGAUGGUCGUUGUCUUUGUUGGUGGGGAUGGACUGGACCGAAUGCUUGCUAUGUUGAAGAUGGAACAUAUAGGAACAGAAUUAUUGUAAAUAAUUUACGUUUGUACUGGAUAGCACUAUUAUAGUUUUAAACUAUUCUUGUCAGAAACUCAUCCCAUAUAGGUCCAUAUAAUUAUCCCUAGAUCCAGGGCCGUCUUAUGAUUUCGUGUGGAAUUGCUCAACCAUGAGGAUUGUAUUUCUUUUCGUACUUUAUUUCCUUCUUGCAUGCAUGCAUGCAUGCAUGCAUGCAUGCAUGCAUGCAUGCACAGGCAAUUUCAAUCUACUUAAUAUCCGUAACAGCUUGUUGUUACAUUGAUACUAUGCAUAUAUCAAUAGGAACAAAACCAAUUCAUUCAUGCUUCAUGUGAUUGCCUACACAGAACACUUUUCAAAAUUGGAGGGAUAAAGUUGUAAAAACUUAUAAAGUGCAUUAGAAAAUCUUGAAUUUUUAAAUGCAAGAAAUCGACAAUUUUCAACUUUGAUAAAACUUUCCCUCAAGAAACACGGAAAAUGCUCUUCCAAAGCUUCGAAAACGCAAUUUUUUAUGGGGACAUGCCUUCAGAGCCCCUUCGUUGACUGUCUCCCCCAACAAUUUUCUUCUGACGGUACGGAAACCUCCAUACCAAUGGAAACUGCGGUGCAUGUUUGGUAGAGAAAACUGUCAGGACUCCGAAACAACUGAGGCGAAACCAUAACACACGACUUGCAUAAAUUAACAUUAUGCAUCACACUGUAUUAUCAGAGACAAAUGAGUAUUUUUUGUAUCUACUACAGGCUGACUACUGUGCGAAGGCAUGUCAUUUUACGCCCUAUGUACGGAAUCCUAAAUGUCUGAAUGGAUCUUGGGAUGGAGGACAAGUCACUAAGACAACUGAGAAAACACCAACUGAAGUUCAAAUAACUGCGCCAAAUAGUAAGUGUAGUUAUUCAGCUUUUCAAGUAUACAAUUUAAUAUAUUCAUCCUCUCUUAUUUCUAAAAGCAAAUUUAUGCCUGCAGUAGAACGUUGUUACAAAAGUAAGCUUGGCUAUAGGGUACUCAUUUUCCUUUAACAAAAAAAAUCGUUAUAGAAUUGCCUCACCUAUUUAAUUCUCACUGCCUUGAAGAUGUGUUUUAUUUAAUAGUUCCUAAAAUCUUGAAUAUGUUCUUUCUCAAACGUUGAUUGGAAGCAUGCAUGCGCAUGUGCUCAAAUAUACCAAUGAUUUAAUUCAUGUAAAAAGUUGUUAAUUUAUUUUAAAAACUGAAAAGGCAAUGUUUGCACAGUUGUUGAUUCGAAUUUAAUAAAUUUAACAAUAUUCGAUUUUUAAAUGUACGCAGUCUCUAUUUCGCUUGACACAGAAGACAAAUUAUUCUGGUAAAAAAAUUUAAUCAAGUGGACAGUCCUUUUGUUCCCAAAAGCUAUGUUUCUCACGUUAUGUUGAUGAAUUUGACAAAACAUUUUAUUUGCUUGCAAUUCUAGGUUCAUCCCGCCAAUUAACAUGGCGAAAAUCUCUUUGGUACUUUGAAUUCUUGCGGAUUAGUUGCAUUCAACCCUUUUAUAUAGAUAAAACUCAAAAACUAAUAUGGAAAAUUUAGUUUUAAUUAAUCACACCUGAAUCAGCCAGUUCGUAUAGAGUUGAUUGCGCAUCCAAAUGACACGUUCUGCGUCGGAUUAAAAAUAUCAGACCUGAUCAAUUGAUCAAUUAUCCAUUCAGUAUUGAACUAGUAUAUUUUAUCCUAUUUGUAAUGAAAAGUAUUCUAUAUAAACGAAGAGGCGAUUUAACAAUUUAAGUUCAAUUUCUUCCCAAAUUUUUGAGCCAAUAUCGCCGGAAUUCAGAAUAUUUACUGUUUCAAGUUGUCUCGCAGGAAAAUGUAACCCGCUGUGCGGUACCGGAGUGUACACUCAUGCAGGAACAUGUCAACCAAGUGGAAGAUGUCUGUGUUUCUGGGGGUGGACUGGACCCAAUGCUCAGUACACAACAAAUAACCGAAUUUUGGUACGUAAUAAAUUUGCCAUUUUAUGCCAUUGGGAUUGUGCAGACGUAUAUAUAGAUGUAUGUGAAAAUCGCUGAAGUCACACUGUGCUAGUGGAUGAAAAAGAGAAAGUGAUUCUGAGAAUUUUUAGGACGAUAUUGCGUUGAACGCAGAUAUAUGCAUCUUGUUCACCAAAUCUCGUUUCAUCCGAAUGUUCGAAAUAUAUAUUAUAGAAUGAGUCAAAUCUCAGAAUGUUUUUUUAUUUUGGCCAACAUUGACCUGAUCUUUCGAUCCCUGUCAUUUGAGGAACUUCAACUUGGAAGUUUCAUGCGAUCUAGUCAAUCUCCUGAACUAGUGUGCUCAUUGCAAGGAAAUGUAAAAGUUACAUAUAAAGAUGUAAUUUUUAAUCUUCAUAUUCCUUCUAGGCUGACUACUGUCGUAUUCCAUGCCAUUAUACUCCUGACUAUAAAAAUCCAGACUGUGUGAACUCCAAUCAAACCGGAGAAUGUAAAGUGCCAACAUCGACCACGCCAACGAAGCCUUGUGAUCCUAAAUGUGGAAAUCGUAAGAACCACAGGGUGUAUCAAUAAAAACUGAGUCCUCAUAUAAAGUGUAAAUUUCAAAGCAAAUAUGAAAGUUAGACAUUUAUACUUGCAUUCGUUCGAAAUGGCGAUCUUUCGGCUAUUUUAUGUACUUUAUUUUAUAAAAUUUGGAGUUAUUGCUGGCGAGUUGUGUCAAUUUAAGUAAGUGCAAUUGGAAAUUUAAAAAACGUAUAGAUGUGUUGAAUUCAUAAUUUAUUUAAACGUUCCAAAAAAUAAGUUGGAAGUACACAUUUACUCAACGUGGCCUCCAUUUCUAUAUAAUUUCACACAAGUUCGUUCUUUGUCUCAUAUCCAAGACAAGUCUUCUUCCCGAAUUUCCUUUAUUUCGAUUUAAAUUUUAUGGGGUGGUUCUUCCAUUCAAUGCAUGUGCAGCCGGUAUUUGUUGACAUUACCCCAAACGCUCGAUGAAGAUUACGUCCUAGAAAAGCUAUUUUAAAUUGUCUUCAAAAACUCAUUAAUAAUUCAUGAAGCAAUUAUCCAAUCUUGAGUAAGAAAUUAGUCAUGUGCAUACGUUUUUAUACCAGCUAAAGAACACUUUAACAAAAGACCGUUGUUAUGCAAACUAUAUAAAGAUUUUUAUAUAAAGAUUUUUAUAUAAAGAUUUUUAUAUAAAGAUUUGACUUAUUAUGCAUACGUUUUUGAAGUCAUUUAAAAAACUCGCGGGUCGUGUUUUAUUAGGUCUAAAGCCACUCGCGCUGCGCGCUCGUGGCUUUAAACCUAAUAAAACACUCCUGCUCGUUUUUUAAAUAGUACUUAACACUGCAACAACGCUUUUUGUUUCGAAAUACUUUUCAACAAUUAAUGUUCUUUCCGGAAUUGUUAGCUUUGGCAUUAUGAAUGGUGAUUGUAAAGUUUUAAACAACAACGUUCCAAAUUUUAGCAAACUACCUUUAAUUUCGAAGAUUAAUAUUUCGAAGCAUCUAAAAACGAGCGCUUGUACUAAAUUCUUUUUAUUGCGAUUAGCCUUCGUUCAAAAUUUUCAAGAAACCCCUCAUUCGAAAGAUGAAAAAACAAGCUUUAAAUUGAGCCCAAAACGAAACUAUGGUAGUUUAUUUUACGAUAGAAAUAAGGAUAUUUAGGACGACUCCUUUUUUUCUGAUACACCCUGUAUACUGUUGAGCAUGGGUUUUACAAAAUAUCAUUUAACUUUUUUAUGCAUCCUAAGACCUUAUCCAGAAGUCAUUCAUAGUUUUGUGAUUCACCCGGCGAAAAUAGAAUCAUUAUGCAUCGUAUAAUUUUAUUCACAGCGCCAUAUUUCGGUCGAGGAAUAUGCCUGAGUGAUGGUCGUUGUCUCUGUUGGUGGGGAUGGACUGGACCGAAUGCUUGUUAUGUUGAAGAUGGAACAUAUAGGAACAGAAUCAUUGUAAAUAAUUCACGUUUGUACUGGAUAGCACUAUUAUAGUUUUAAACUAUUCUUGUCAGAAACUCAUCCCAUAUAGAUCCAUAUAAUUAUCCCUAGAUCCAGGGCCGUCUUAUGAUUUCAUGUGGAAUCGCUCAACCAUGAGGAUUGUAUUUCUUUUCGUACUUUAUUUCCUUCUUGCAUGCACAGGCAAUUUCAAUUUACUUAUCCGUAACAGUUUCUUGUUACAUUAAUACUGUGCAUAUAUAUAUAUAUAUAUAUAUAUAUAUAUAUAUAUAUAUAUAUAUAUAUAUAUAUAUAUAUAUAUAUAUAUAUAUAUAUAUAUAUAUAUAUAUUAAGAUGAAAAUGUUCUCGAGUGUGUAUUAUAUAAUUUCCAUACCCAGCGUAAGCAGAAAGAUAAAGUUUGCCGCGGCUGGGUCUUGAACCCGCGACCUUCGAAUUACUAGAUCAACGCUCUACCAACUGAGCUACACGGUCAGACGGAUUUAAGACUGGAAAUUAAAUCCGUCUGACCGUGUAGCUCAGUUGGUAGAGCGUCGAUCUAGUAAUUCGAAGGUCGCGGGUUCAAGACCCAGCCGCGGCAGACCGCUUUAUCUUUCCGCUUACGCUGCAGGGUAUGGAAAUUAUAUAAUACACACUCGAGUAGGAACAAGACCAAUUCAUUCAUGCUUCAUGUGAUUGCCUACACAGAACAAGUUUCAAAAUUGUAAAAACUUAUAAAGUGGAUUACAAAAUCUUGAAUUUUUAAAUGCAAGAAAUUGACAAGUCAGUUCAACUUUGAUAAAAAUUCCCUUCAAGAAACAUGGAAAAUGCUCUUGCGGAGGCUUCAAAAAUGCAAUUUUUAUGGGGACAUGCCCUCAGAGCCCCUUUGUUGACUGCCCCAAACAACUAUUUUCUUCUGACGGUACGGAAACCUCCAUACCAAUGGAAACUGCGGUGCAUGUUUAGUAGAGAAAACUGUCAGGACUCAGAAACAACUGAGGCGAAAUUAUAACACACGACUUGCAUAAAUUAACAUUAUGCAUCACACUGUAUUAUCAGAGAAAUGAGUAUUUUUGUAUCUACUACAGGCUGACUACUGUGCGAAGGCAUGUCAUUUUACGCCCUAUGUACGGAAUCCUAAAUGUCUGAAUGGAUCUUGGGAUGGAGAACAAGUCACUAAGACAACCGAGAAAACACCAACUGAAGUUCAAAUAACUACUGCGCCAAAUAGUGAGUGUAAUUAUUCGGCUUUUCAAGUAUACAAUUUAAUAUAUUAAUCUGUCUUAUCUCUAGAAACAAAUUUAUGCUGCAGUAGAACGUUGUUACAAAAGUAAGCUUGGCUGUAGGAUACUCAUUUUCCUUUAACAAAAAAACCUUCAUAGAAUUGCUUCGCCUUUUUAAUUCUUAUUGCCUCGAAGAUGUGUUUAAUUUAAUAUUUCCGAAAAUCUUGAAUAUGUUCUUUCUCAAAUGUUGAUUGGAAGCAGGCAUGCGCAUGUGCUCAAAUAUACCAAUGAUUUAAUUCAUGUAAAAAGUUUUUAAAUUAUUUUAAAAACUGAAAAGGCAAUUUUUGCACAGUUGUUGAUUCGAAUUUAAUAAAUUUAACAAUAUUCAAUUUUUAAAUGUACACAGUCUCUAUUUCGCUUCACACAGAAGACAAAUUAUUCUGGUAUAAACAUUUAAUCUAGUGGACAGUCCUUUUGUUCCCAAAAGCCAUGUUUUUCACAUUACGUCAUCGCCGCUAUGUUGAUGAAUUUGACAAAACAUUUUAUUUGCUUGCAAUUCUAGGUUCAUCCCGCCAAUUAACAUGGCGAAAAUCUCUUUGGUACUUUGAAUUCUUGCGGAUUAGUUGCAUUCAACCCUUUUAUAUAGAUAAAACUCAAAAACUAAUAUGGAAAAUUUAGUUUUAAUUAAUCACACCUGAAUUAGCCAGUUCGUAUAGAGUUGAUUGCGCAUCCAAAUGACACGUUCUGCGUCGGAUUAAAAAUAUCAAACCUGAUCAAUUGAUCAAUUAUCCAUUCAGUAUUGAACUAGUAUAUUUUAUCCUAUUUGUAAUGAAAAGUAUUCUAUAUAAACGAAGAGGCGAUUUAACAAUUUAAGUUCAAUUUCUUCCCAAAUUUUUGAGCCAAUAUCGCCGGAAUUCAGAAUAUUUACUGUUUCAAGUUGUCUCGCAGGAAAAUGUAACCCGCUGUGCGGUACCGGAGUGUACACUCAUGCAGGAACAUGUCAACCAAGUGGAAGAUGUCUGUGUUUCUGGGGGUGGACUGGACCCAAUGCUCAGUACACAACAAAUAACCGAAUUUUGGUACGUAAUAAAUUUGUCAUUUUAUGCCAUUGGGAUUGUGCAGACGUAUAUAUAGAUAUAUGUGAAAAUCGCUGAAGUCACACUGUGCUAGUGGUGAGAAAGUGAUUCUGAGAAUUUUUAGGAAUAUUGCGUUGAACGCGGAUAUAUGCAUCUUGUUCGCUAAAUCUCGUUUCAUCCAAUUUUUCGAAAUAUAUAUUAUACAAUGGGUCGAAUCUCAGAAUGUUUUUUAUUCCGGCUAACUUUGACAUGAUCUUUUGAUCCCUGUCAUUUGAGGAACUCCAAAUUGGAAGUUUCAUGCAAAUGAUGCAAUCUAUAGUCAAUCUCCUGAAUCUGCUGUGUGCUCAAUGCAAGGAAAUGUAAAAGUCACCAAGCAAUUAGAAGGAAAAUUACCACAGAAAAAACGAAAUAAAUCUUUGAUAAAUGCCAUGUUUGUACUGUGUAUUUGUACUGUAUAUUACCAACUUUGCAUGCGUUCACUUUACUUUUUACUGUGUUGUAUAUAUGACAUGUAGUGUAGACUGUAUAAUUGUACAAAAAUAAUGUAAAGAUGUAAUUUUUAAUCUUCAAAUUCCUUCUAGGCUGACUACUGUCGUAUUCCAUGUCAUUAUACUCCUGACUAUAAAAAUCCAGACUGCGUGAACUCUAACGAAACCGGAGAAUGUAAAGUGCCAACAUCAACCACGCCAACGAAGCCUUGUGAUCCUAAAUGUGGAAAUCGUAAGAACUAUACUGUUGAGCAUGGGUUUUAAUGAAAUAAAAUUUAACUUACAUUAUGCAUCCUAAGACCUUAUCCAGAAGUCAUUGGUAGUUUUUAUGAUUCACACUGCGAAAAUAAAAUCGUUAUAUAUAUUGUAUUUUAUUCACAGCGCCAUAUCACGGUCGAGGAAUAUGCCUGAGUGAUGGUCGUUGUCUCUGUUGGUGGGGAUGGACUGGACCGAAUGCUUGCUAUGUUGAAGAUGGAACAUAUAGGAACAGAAUCAUUGUAAAUAAUUCGAUAAUGGAUAGCAAUAUUUAUAGUUCUAAAUUAUACUUUUGUCAGAAAUGAAAUAGUAGUUUUCGCUAAAUUUUCCAGUGUUACUGCAGGAGGAGAGUAGACUAGAGUAGCAGUGGCAACUACGCUGGAUGUUUGGUAUUGUCAAACUGAAAGCACUCUUCACAGAAGCAACUGAGAAAGGCACAAACUAGUGGGCACCAACAUUUCUAUUAUUAUGUGCAUAAUUUGCAACGUGAUGAAUAUCGGCAGAUAAUUUCCCAUGCUGAAAAGGGAUUCUUAUCAUAAAAAUCAAAUUAAAUUUUGAUAAAAUGUCUUUGUUUAAAAUCUUAUACUGGACUUUAAUUUUUAUAACAAGAAUACGUGGUGAAUAUCUCAUGACUUGAAAUGUAUUCAAUUGACACAGCAUUAUCAGAGAAAUGAGUAUUUUUAUAUCUACUACAGGCAGACUACUGUGCGAAGGCAUGUCAUUUUACGCCCUAUGUACGGAAUCCUAAAUGUCUGAAUGGAUCUUGGGAUGGAGAACAAGUCACUAAGACAACUAAGAAAGCACCAACUGAAGUUGAAACAACUGCAAAAAGUGAGUGUAGUUAUUCAACUUUUCAAGCAUAGAAUUUUAUAUCAAUCAUCUGCUAUAUUUCUAGAAACAAAUUUGUACCUGUAAUGAACGUACAAACUUGUACAGAAUUGCGUACAAACCUGCACAGAAUUGCAUCUGGCGAAUUCAUACAGCCUUGAAGAUGUGUUUAUUUCCUUUUUCAAAUAGUUGACGAUGCACGUGCCAUUAUGUACAAGAAAAUGACGUAUUCUUAUUAACUAACUGUAUUUAGGUAACAUGUACAGUAUAUUAUACUACAAACAUGCCAUUGGAUGUUCUGCUAUUCAUUAAGAUUCUCGAAUAAAGCAUGUGUUGAAAUUGAAGAUGCUCCGCAAUUUUGUUGCUUUAGGAUAAAUGUUCCCUCCUGGAUCUCACUCUUCAGGUCUGUUUUUCUGCACGAAACUCGUAGCCUUCCGAUUAGUGAAAAAAUGUACUCUUAUUAUUACUGUAGUUCCAUGUGAUCCACUCUGUGGUACUGGUGUGUAUACACAUGCAGGAACUUGCCAGCCAGACGGGAGAUGUUUGUGUGCUUAUGGUUGGACGGGACCACAUGCUCAAUACACCGCUGGUAACAGGAUUCUGGUAGGUGUGCCAUUAUGUAGUAAUGCAGGAAAUGCCAUUUCUGAGAGCCACUACUAAAGUAGUACAAAUUUAACGAUAUACCUAAAGGUGGGGAUAGAAGUACAUAUAUAUAAUUGUGCUUGACUAAGCGACUUGAGCAAUUUUUAUUUAAUCACCUUUUAUAGUGUGAGCAAGGUCUUAAUCCCUCUCCCUUGGUGGCGCCCCUGAAAACAAGGAAUUGACAACUCAUCAUUUUGGACCCCAGUGACACAAAGACCCUAUUAAUAUUGUAAUACAUCUAUAAAUACUCCUAGGCUGACUACUGUCGUGUACCAUGUCACUAUACACAUGAUUACGAGAAUCCUGAAUGUGUCAAUUCCAAUCAUACUGGUGAUGAAUGUAAAGUUCCUGAUUCAACUACGCCCACAACGCCUUGCGAUCCUCGAUGUGGAAAAC